UCUGCGGACAGCUCGGGCCCGCGGCCCCUCCGCCUCAAGUCUGGGAGCUCCGGGCCCCGCUCUGCCGCUGCCUAUGGGGAUCCGAGAGUUUCCCGGCGGCGCACCCAGGGGCAAGAGCAUCGCCAUUGGCAUGAGGAGGUCACCGGACGUCAGCCCCCGGAGACUGUCGGACAUCAGCCCCCAGCUCCGGCAGCUCAAGUACUUGGUGGUGGACGAGGCUAUCAAGGAGGACCUGAAAUGGUCGCGCUCCGUGGAGGACCUCACCAGCGGGCCGGUGGGGCUCACGUCCAUCGAAGAGCGGAUCUUACGCAUCACGGGCUACUACGGCUACCAGCCCUGGGCAACGAGCUACAAAAGGGAGGAGCACCCCCGGGAGCCCCCGGGCCCAGCGGAGGCCCAGGCGCCAGCCGGGGCAGAGACCGGAGGGCGGUCAAGUCGGCAUCCCUGGACGUGUUCGCAAGCACGGCUCAAGAAGGUCUUCUGGGGCGUGGCGGUCGUGGUGUGCGUGUGCGCCUCCUGGGCCGGCUCCACCCAGCUCGCCAAGCAAACCUUCAAGAAGUUCGAUGCGCCCUUCACCCUGACAUGGUUUGCCACCAACUGGAACUUUCUCUUCUUCCCGCUGUACUACGCUGGGCAUGUGUGCAAGUCCACAGAGAAGCAGUCUGUGAAGCAGAGGUACAGGGAAUGCUGUCGAUUUUUUGGAGACAAUGGCUUGACUUUGAAGGUGUUUUUUACCAAGGCAGCCCCUUUCGGUGUUCUUUGGACACUCACAAACUACCUGUACUUAUACGCAAUAAAGAAAAUAAACACCACGGAUGUCUCCGUGUUGUUCUGCUGCAACAAAGCUUUUGUGUUCUUGCUCUCGUGGACCGUUCUCAGGGACAGGUUCAUGGGAGUGAGGAUUGUGGCCGCCAUCCUCGCCAUUGCCGGCAUCGUGAUGAUGACGUAUGCCGACGGCUUCCACAGCCACUCAGUCAUCGGCAUAGCCCUGGUGGUGGGCUCCGCGUCCACGUCGGCUCUCUACAAGGUUCUGUUCAAGCUUCUACUGGGCAGCGCCAAGUUCGGAGAAGCAGCCUUAUUUCUGUCCAUCCUGGGUGUGUUCAACAUCCUCUUCAUCACCUGCAUCCCCGUCGUCCUCUACUUCACCAAAGUGGAAUACUGGAACUCCUUCGAUGACAUUCCAUGGGGAAACCUUUGUGGAUUUUCAGUUCUUUUAUUGACAUUCAAUAUUGUAUUAAAUUUUGGAAUAGCUGUUACAUAUCCCACACUGAUGUCUCUCGGAAUUGUCCUCAGUGUACCUGUGAACGCAGUGGUCGAUCACUACACCAGUCAGAUAGUCUUCAACGGGGUCCGGGUCAUUGCUAUCAUCAUCAUCGGCCUGGGCUUCCUCCUCUUGCUCCUGCCCGAGGAGUGGGAUGUCUGGUUGAUCAAGUUGCUCACCCGCCUCAAAGUGAGGAAGAAGGAGGAGGCAGCGGAGGGUGGAGCAGACCUCGGCUCUGGUCCCCAGGGCAGGAGCAGAAGAGCCCGCCCAUCCUUCGCACGCUGAGGUCAUUCCUCUGGGACUCUGAGGUGCCCCUGCAGUAAUGUCUGUGAGGUCCACUCCUGGUGGAGGACCCUCAGUUGGGUGAGGUGUACAUACCUGUACAGUUUUGGUAAUCUGCAGUAAGUUCUAUGGUAUUUAUUGGCAUGUCCAAUUUGCUUGCACUUUUCCACAUCAGACCUUCCACUUAAGGGAACCAAUUCAAAAGCAGAAGAGGAAAGAAUCUCUCAGCGCUUCUUUGAUGAAUGUAGAGUGGGGUACAGUGAGCCUCGCAUCGGUUGUUUCAGGGGACAGGCGAGCUGGACAAGCCAUGGCAACUGCUCUGCCUUUCAGCGACCAGAAAUGACAUUGUACACUGUGAUUACUUUUCAGCUAUAGUAGGUCACAUUUUGUUUCAUACAAGAGCUGUACUCUUAAUUUUAAGGAGUUUCAAUGAACCAAAAGAUAAAUUGUCAGGCAAUCUUGAUGGAUGAACGGGUCAAUCAAUGUGUGU
Molecule: messenger RNA, 2033 nt
Organism: Jaculus jaculus (lesser Egyptian jerboa)
Lineage: Eukaryota; Metazoa; Chordata; Mammalia; Rodentia; Dipodidae
Gene: Slc35f3
Product: solute carrier family 35 member F3
Exons: 8
Coding region: 74-1546 (490 amino acids)
Biological process (GO): thiamine transport
Cellular component (GO): membrane
Source: RefSeq, a predicted model, not a curated record